Bombus terrestris (buff-tailed bumblebee) is the source of this 327-nucleotide messenger RNA. RefSeq names its product probable peroxisomal acyl-coenzyme A oxidase 1. Gene Ontology annotation, biological process: lipid homeostasis; fatty acid beta-oxidation using acyl-CoA oxidase. Gene Ontology annotation, molecular function: FAD binding; fatty acid binding; acyl-CoA oxidase activity. Bases 82 to 312 code for a protein of 76 amino acids. The transcript has 2 exons. NCBI's taxonomy places the organism in Eukaryota, Metazoa, Arthropoda, Insecta, Hymenoptera, Apidae. The record is from RefSeq and is a predicted model, not a curated record. Gene Ontology annotation, cellular component: peroxisome.
UCUAUUUGCAGAAGUAUCUUUGGAGGAACACUUGGAACUGCACUAUUCGAAGAUGGAAAUCCAUUGCUUCUGCAUUAUGCCAUGUUUCUACCCGCUCUUAUGGGACAAGCAAAUUCUGAACAGCAAGCAUAUUGGAUAAACAGAGCUUGGGCCGGCGAUGUUAUAGGAACAUAUGCUCAGACUGAACUAGGACAUGGAACGUUUCUCAGGGGUUUGGAAACUACGGCAACGUACGAUCCGGAAACGAAAGAGUUCGUUUCGAAUAGUCCAACUUUGACAUCCUACAAAUGGUGGCCAGGCGGAUGUAAGUAGAUUGCAAUUCUUUAA